This is a messenger RNA of Micropterus salmoides (largemouth bass), 2205 nucleotides long. RefSeq names its product probable ATP-dependent RNA helicase DDX41. Gene Ontology annotation, cellular component: spliceosomal complex. The transcript is spliced from 17 exons. Gene Ontology annotation, biological process: mRNA splicing, via spliceosome. The record is from RefSeq and is a predicted model, not a curated record. Gene Ontology annotation, molecular function: zinc ion binding; ATP binding; RNA binding. Lineage: Eukaryota; Metazoa; Chordata; Actinopteri; Centrarchiformes; Centrarchidae. The coding region runs from base 131 to 1975 and encodes 614 amino acids.
UACAGUAUUAAAGCUUCCGGUGUUGUGUAAACAUGUGGAUUAGGUAGGUUUAUUUAAGUGUGUGCCGACUGUUUUUGUCAUUAACUCUGAGGCUUUAGUGCGCAGAGAAAGCCACUGCAUUCAUUAAAAAAUGGAGACCGAAAGUCGACCCAAAAAGAGAUUCCAUGCAGAGGAUGAAAGGUCAGGUUCAGAGGGAACGGAGGAUGAUGAUUAUGUUCCAUAUGUUCCAGUCAAAAUAAGAAAACAACAAAUGCUACAAAAGAUGUUACGUCUGCGAGGAAAGGCAGUGGACGAGGAGCAGAAGGACAGUGGGGAGGAGCAGAGGGAUGAGGACGAGGGUCUUGGUCCACGCUCAAAUGUCAGUCUCCUUGACCAGCAUCAGCACCUCAAGGAAAAAGCAGAAGCCCGUAAGGAGUCAGCCAAGGAGAAGCAGCUGAAAGAGGAAGAGAAGAUUCUUGAGAGUGUUGCAGAAGGCAGAGCUCUGAUGUCUGUGAAGGAGAUGGCCAAAGGUAUCAUAUAUGAUGAUCCCAUAAAAACAAGCUGGAAGCCACCACGCUACAUCCUGAAUAUGCCAGCCACCCGACACGAGCGCGUCAGGAAGAAGUUUCACAUCCUGGUUGAUGGCGAUGGCAUCCCUGCUCCAAUCAAAAGCUUCAGGGAGAUGAAGUUUCCACCAGCAAUUCUUAAAGGUCUGAAAAAGAAGGGCAUUGUGCAUCCCACACCAAUUCAAAUACAAGGAAUCCCUACAGUUCUGUCAGGUCGAGACAUGAUUGGCAUAGCCUUCACUGGUUCUGGUAAGACUUUGGUCUUCACUCUGCCCAUCACCAUGUUUGCCCUGGAGCAGGAGAAACGGCUGCCUUUCUUCAAGAGAGAAGGACCAUAUGGACUCAUCAUCUGUCCCUCACGAGAGUUGGCGAGGCAGACUCACAGCAUCAUCGAGUACUACUGCAAGCUGCUGGAGGAGGAGGGAGCUCCUCAGCUGCGCACUGCCCUCUGCAUUGGAGGAAUGUCUGUCAAAGAGCAGAUGGAGGUUGUAAAACAUGGUGUCCACAUGAUGGUCGCAACCCCAGGCAGACUGAUGGACUUGCUGCAGAAGAAGAUGGUGAGUCUGGACAUCUGCCGCUACUUGGCUCUGGACGAGGCUGAUAGGAUGAUUGACAUGGGCUUUGAGGAAGACAUCAGAACCAUCUUCUCCUAUUUCAAGGGACAAAGACAAACUCUGCUUUUCAGUGCCACUAUGCCCAAGAAGAUCCAGAACUUUGCCAAGAGUGCGCUGGUCAAACCCAUCACUAUCAACGUGGGCAGGGCCGGUGCUGCUAGCUUGGAUGUCAUCCAGGAAGUGGAAUACGUCAAAGAGGAAGCCAAGAUGGUGUAUUUACUGGAGUGUCUUCAGAAAACCCCACCCCCUGUGUUGAUAUUUGCUGAGAAGAAGGCUGAUGUAGAUGCCAUCCAUGAGUAUCUGCUGCUAAAAGGAGUAGAGGCAGUGGCCAUCCAUGGAGGAAAAGAUCAGGAAGAAAGAACAAAAGCAAUAGAGGCAUUUAAAGAAGGAAAGAAAGACGUUUUGGUUGCCACAGACGUUGCGUCCAAGGGUCUGGAUUUCCCAGCUAUACAGCAUGUUGUGAAUUAUGACAUGCCUGAGGAGAUAGAAAAUUAUGUCCAUAGAAUUGGAAGAACUGGACGAUCGGGCAAGACUGGUAUUGCCACUACGUUUAUCAAUAAAGGCUGUGAUGAGUCAGUAUUGAUGGAUCUUAAAGCCCUGCUAGUUGAAGCGAAGCAGAAGGUUCCUCCAGUCCUCCAGGUUCUCCAGACUGGAGACGAGACCAUGCUGGACAUCGGAGGAGAGAGGGGAUGUACAUUUUGUGGUGGUCUGGGUCAUCGUAUUACAGACUGUCCGAAGUUGGAGGCCAUGCAGACCAAGCAGGUCACCAACAUCGGGCGGAAAGACUACCUGGCUCAUAGCUCAAUGGACUUUUAAGAAGUUUUCAUGACGAAACAUUUCUGAGGAAGCUUCACAGUUAUGUCAUGUCACUGAAGUGAAGGAAGUGUACUUUUACCCACCACCUUACAUAGUUUGUAGGUCUGUCAGACAAAAAAGAAUUUUGUUACUUUUUUUGCCGAAUUGACAAAUCAUACUUGUCCUGUAUGUGUAGCUUUUGUAACAUACAUUUUUGAUACUCUAAUUGUAAAUAAAACCACUCUAUCUGC